AUGGCGUUUAAUUUUACCCUAAGCUUAAACACACGCCAAGAGGUAGUUAUUAGCGCUGUAAGCAGAGGAGUUGUUUCCACUGUCCCUGCCAAGCUUAUGAAGGAAGCAAUUGGCGAUCGCUUCUAUGUGAUCCUGGUCGACAACGGGGUUAUGUGUCUUAACGAGUCUGAACUGUUCCUUAGUUGUCUCAAGGGCGUCACAGAGCCGGAGAAGAAGCGCAAAAUCAUUGGUGGAAUAUUUAUCGAUCUAUUUGAGAAGGAGGCACUCUGUAUUGAGAAGGAGGCAGAGAACACUCCCAAUGCCGGCGCGGUCAAGUGGUUCCUUCAGGGCACUCUUUACCCCGAUGUUAUCGAGUCGCUUUUGUUCAAGGGCCCUAGCGCAACCAUCAAGACCUAUUACGAUGUUGGAGGUCUUCCUGACACGCUUAAGUUGAAACUCAUUGAGCCGUUGCGGGAACUUUUCAAGGAUGAAGUCCGAAGUUUCGGCAGGGAGCUUGGUAUCCACGACGAUCUCAUCAUGUGA
Molecule: messenger RNA, 522 nt
Organism: Colletotrichum navitas
Lineage: Eukaryota; Fungi; Ascomycota; Sordariomycetes; Glomerellales; Glomerellaceae
Exons: 3
Coding region: 1-522 (173 amino acids)
Biological process (GO): GMP biosynthetic process
Cellular component (GO): cytosol
Molecular function (GO): GMP synthase activity; ATP binding
Source: RefSeq, a predicted model, not a curated record